Molecule: messenger RNA, 1539 nt
Organism: Durio zibethinus
Lineage: Eukaryota; Viridiplantae; Streptophyta; Magnoliopsida; Malvales; Malvaceae
Source: RefSeq, a predicted model, not a curated record
AAGCCUUUGAGCUGUGAGUCUUUGACCAACCUUUACCCCCCCUUCUUUCUCCCUACUAAUCCAUAACAUGAAGCACAAAACCUCGCGCUCUGGACGAUCGCUGCCACUUGUCUCACUGGGCCCGCCUCAAAAAAUUUUAGAUAGACAGAAAAAAAGAAAAAAGAAAACUGAAAAAAAAUCAAUCCGCAUAUAAGUUCACGACCGAACCCCAAUUCCCCAGAAGGGAAAGUAUAAUAAAAGACAAAAAUAAAAGCGCCGAUUGUCAACAAAGCAUCUCUUGCCCUUUUUCUCACAUAUGAAUGUAAAAACCCCUUUUUUUAAUCAUUUUCUCGUAGCCACCAUCUUUCUUUCUUUCUUUGCAAAGCUUUCAUUUUUCUGUUUGGAGCAUGAGUGAAGAAGAGUGGGUCAAAGAAGCGAUGACUGAUGUCAUGUUGGUGGCAGAGGCAUUAAUGAACCUCGUCCAAGUGGAGUUACCGCCACCGCCACCGAAGCAGUCAGCGAAGAACAACAGUGCUUCGCCGGCUUUGCAACUCGAGUGGAGUGUCCGUCAACGUCGGUCUAAGCAGGCGCUUAGGAAGAAAGGCGAGCCUGCACGAGCUAGCCCCUCCACGCCCCUUUCUUGGAGCGGUGGCACAUCUGUUAGCGGAAGCGGUGGUCCUGACGGCUCCGAGGAGUCUAGCCGUCCAUUGAAACCGGUUGACAACGCUAGAUCUAAGGUUGCGGCAACAAACGAGACAACUCCUCCUCUGAGAUCUAGAAGGAAAAAGACAUUAUCUGAACUUAAAGAGGAGAUGAGUUCACACUUAAAGGAAAAUAAGAGUUUGAAGAAUGAAUUGGAAAUGGUCAAAAUCAAAUUUGAGAAUCUGAGAACCACAAAUGAAACUUUGAGCAGAAAGCUCAAAUUCGAGAAAGAGAGAGCCACAAAUGAAAGCUCUAAGAGAAUGAAGCUUGACUAUCAAUCAAAUCAGGCAACAGGAACAGCUAUUGCUCUUGUUGAACCAAAGAAUGCUAUCUCAGACCUAUCCCAGCAAAGAGAAGUAGCUUAUCAUCCCGCAAGUGUCGGGUGCAACGAAAAUGGCCCGUAUAUGCCAAGUGAAUCUUCUAAAGUACAGGACGUCACAAGUUGCAAGACUUCCUUUAUGCUUCCAGAUCUGAAUCUUCCUAUUGAGGAUGAUUCAGGCUGUGAAGUUCGUGGAAUUAGCUGAGAUGUAUAUUGAUAUUCUUCCCCCCCCCCCCCGCGCCCCCCCAAAAAAAAAAAAAUUUGAGUAGAGUUAAAGAUGGGCAGCGGAAUUUAUUGUUUGGUUUACAAUACAUAACAGUCGUAACUCGCCAUUUCUUGUAAGUACUAAAAUCAAUUCCUUGAGAGAUUAUAGACUAUGAUGCGGAUGCCUAUUUUCUCUAAUGAAGGUAUUGAGGAGCAGUGUAGAGAGCCUAACACAUUAGAUAUGGUGAGAGAUUCGUUUCUUUGAAGCUUUCUACCUUUGUCCAAAAUUCUUUGCGGCUAACCCUCAUCCCUUCUCUUCCUUUUUUUUUUUUUUU